Messenger RNA from Protopolystoma xenopodis, 318 nucleotides. NCBI's taxonomy places the organism in Eukaryota, Metazoa, Platyhelminthes, Monogenea, Polystomatidea, Polystomatidae. The record is from the annotation of a GenBank genome assembly.
AUGUUGAGUGAAAGAAAGGGCCCGCUUUCGCAUGGAAAUACCAUGGCAAGUGCUUCCCGAGCUGGAGUGUCUUUUCGACCUCUUCCGGAUCUCGGUCCCACGUCAUCAGCAGUACCAUUGGCUUCACAUGAAACUGAUGAAUCACAAUUCAAAUGCCCUUCAGCCAAUCAAUUUGCCAUAGACUUAAUUCCGUCUACUUCUCAGAUCAAGACUUCUGGUGGGCACAGACUACUACUCACUUUUGCUACUUUUGACACUCUAAAUUGCAGCCGCGUGUUGUUUAACCCAAAUCGGGAUAAUGCUGAGCAAGCGAUGUAG